UCUUGUUCCGUUGCUGGUCACUUGGACAUUACUGAAAUGGUAUAUAAUUCUUUGACUUCCUUAAAUAACACUGACAAAUUUUAUGAAAAAGAAAAUGAGGAAUUAGAGUUGGAAUUUAAUGUUGAGUUGUCAUCUCUUCUUGAUGCAAUUUCAGAUGAGGAAUUGCAAAAAGAAAAUAUUGACUUUGAAAUUGGCUGCCAUAUAAUUGCUUAUAUUUCUGAAGAAGAUGCAAAACAUCCUGAAUUAGAUAAGCAAAGAGAUACACCUACUUAUUUAGAAUGA
This is a messenger RNA of Racocetra persica, 282 nucleotides long. The record is from the annotation of a GenBank genome assembly. Lineage: Eukaryota; Fungi; Glomeromycota; Glomeromycetes; Diversisporales; Gigasporaceae.